AUGGCCUUUCCUAUAUCACCUCCUGCUCCCAAUAAAGUACGGAGUCUGAGUGUUGGUAGUUUGUAUAGCAUAACUGAAGGCAGUGAACCAAUCAGUGAAAAUGAAGAAAUACAGAGUGUGAUAGAAUUCCGUAACCAAGGAGAUAGGGCUUUUGGAGACAAGGACUAUGUGGAAGCCAUCAAAUGUUACAGUGAAGCACUUGAAAUUGAUGGCAGUAACACUGAUAUCUUGAGUGCUAGAGCUGCUGUCUAUAUGGAAACUAAGCAAUAUGAGAUGGCACAGAAAGAUGCAGAGAUAUUAGUGAAGGUGGAUCCAUUAAUACCACAGGGACAUUAUCUACUGGCGGUAUCUUUGGACAACCAGAAUAAAUAUGACAAAGCUAUCACCUCAUUCCUUCAUGCCCUUGACCAUGAUACACAACACGAAGACCAACUUGUUGACAAUAUAGCUGUAGUGGCAUCUAACUUAUGUAACUUUUCAGAUAGUGUUCUCAAGGACUUUGAAGAGAUGGUCCCUGUACAGAAACUGUCUGAAGUUGGAAUACAGUUAUACAAAGAAAACUACCAUGAUGCCUGUAUUGAAGUCUUAACAAGAGUACUUAAAAUGGAACCACAACAAAAACAGUGUACCAUGAUGUCAUUGCUCACCUUGGGUAGUGCCCACCUAUCACUCAAAGAAAUUACUGUGUCUAAGAAUACAUUCCAAGAAUGCCUUAAAACAGCUAUGACAGAGAAAGAUCCAGAAAUUGAAUCCAAAUGCUAUGUGAAUUUAGCCAAUAUUUAUUUACUUGAAAACAACACUCAACAAGCUAUCGUGUAUUUUGAGAAACUGUUCUCCAUUGGACGAGAUCUGAAAAAGAAUCAUGAAGAUGGUAGUUUUCCUGAAUACUGGUCACUUGCACUGCAGUGUGGAAUUCACGAAAAUCUUAGCAUCGCGUACAGAGAGAUACAUAAUUUUCCGCAAGCUUUGCACCAUUCUAUGAUAUACUUGAAACUUGUACAGAAUAACAAAGAAGCGGAAAGUGCCUUGCCCAUGGCUCAUUACAACCUUGCCACUUACUACGACAUGGUGAAGGACUAUACAGCAGCUCUGAGUAAUUACAAAACAUAUCUAGAUCUUUGCAAAACCCAAGGGGACAAGAUUGGAAUGGCGAAGGCAUAUGCAUCUCUGGGAAAUGUUUAUAAGAUUGUUUGUAACUUUAAAUUAUCUGAGUCUUACUUAGAGCAGUAUUUACAUAUGUCUCAGAAAACAAAGGACUAUGACGGGCAAGCCAAAGCACUGUGUUUUCUAGGGGAACUCUUUCAAGCUAAAGAAGACUAUGAUAAGGCGCUGUCCUUUUUUGAGCAGUAUUUACGAAUGAGUCGAAGAUUAGAAGAAUUUGUCACUGAAUGUAGAGCAUUUUUGAAAGUAGCUGAUAUUUUCAAGUGCCAAGGUAGAUAUCAACAUGCUCAGUAUUAUUAUGAAAUGGCAUUGACAUUGGCCAACAAGCUUGAAAACAAUGAAGAACUUGUUAACCAGUGUCGAUGUGAAGUUGCUUUUGCUUUCACAAUGUCUAUACUCAAAGAUGACAUGGAAAAAUCCAAGUCAAUGUUCAUGGAUUUAAUUCCUGUAUACAGUAAACAGAUACAACUGUACGAAGAUGAGAACAUUGAAUGUCCGAAUGAGCUGACUACAAGGCUUCAGAUGUGUUAUGAUGGAAUGCAAAUCGCUCUCUGUAAACUCGAUCAACCAGAUGCCGCUCUGGAAUACGCAGAAUCGUUUCGGAAACGAAGAUUACAGCAGAUAUUGAAACAUAAACUGAACACUGCAAAUGUCGAAGAUUCUGAAAAGCAGCGUGAGACCAUCAGUUUACCAUCCAGGGAUGAGUUGUGUAAGAUUGUUAAUAAACAAAAGUGCACUGUGUUAUAUUAUUCCAUCACGGAUCCAUGUCUUCUCAUUUGGGUAUUAAAACCAGGUGAGGGUGUAGUCCGAGCACAGGUGGAGAAAUCUAUUGGAAGCGACAGCUUUCGCCACAAAGUUAGAAAGGCUCUUGAGCUGUUACAAAAACUAGAUAACAGUAAAGCGGACCUAGAUUGCGAAAAGAGAGCCCUACCAUCAAAAAACAGAAAAGUAACACACUUGCAGAAAAAGAACCUUGCUAAGUCUACAGAAUGGAAAACAAGGGAAAACAGAGAAGAAGUUAAGAGACAAGAUACUGGAGGAAGACCACAGAAAAUAUUGUAUGACCUUCUAGUAGCUCCUAUAGAAAAGAUGCUUAUAGAUGUGAAAGACCUGCUGAUUAUUGCAGAUAAAGAGAUCUGUCAAGUUCCUAUGGAUGCAUUACAAGAUGACAACGAUACACAUAUGAGUGAGAAAUUUAACAUCAUCAGUGUACCAAGUCUCUCUGUACAAACUUUGAUAGCCAACAAAACUGACAGUACUAAACCUGACAAGUCAAACUUUGAGUAUACUGAUUUCUUCCCUGUUUACUUGGAUGAUCACCUGCGUGUGGUGGUCCCACCAGAUGAAUGUCCGUUUAGUCCACUUCGGACAACACAAAGAAGUGCUCCUUUAAUGGCUAGGGAGAAAAGCUCUACACCGAGCUUCAUAGCUUUUGGUAAAAACUAUCACGACUGUGUGCCUACACCAGAAGAUAAAAAGGAUCGUGAAAAACUAAUUGUAGCACAAAACAAAAGUAAACUUGGCACGCUGAUAACGAGCGCAUCAACUGGUAUAGAAGUUGUGAGAGGUGAGGGGACCGCGAUAGAAUAUAAGCAAGACAGUCAUCAGCAUAGGUCAUUGGUUAUUGGAAACCCAUCAUUACCAAACAAACUCAAACUACAUGAGCAGGUAUGGCACCCUGCUGGUGAAUUAAUUGUAUCACAGUGUGAAGCCUAUAAUGUAGCAGAAUAUUUAGAGACUGAAGCCAUAGUUGGGUCUGCUGCUAACAAAGGACAUAUCUUGAAUGAACUGACACAGGCAACACUAGUUCAUAUUGCUACAUAUGGUUCAUGGGAGGACAAUGUCUUGGUAUUUAGUCCAAAUCCAACUAGUGAACCUACAGAAGAUGGCAGCUAUAAUGAAGACCAAUAUCAAAUAGGAGUUAAAGAUAUCAUGAGUAUCAAAUUAAAGGCAGAUCUUGUGGUUUUAAGUUGUUGCUAUGGUGAUGUACACAGGGAUGUUGAUUUUACAUUGCCAACAGCGUUACUUUUGGCAGAUGGAAAUCGUGUUUCCAAUGCCUUGAGUAAAGCAAAGCAAAGCCUGGCUAAAGAUGAAAGAUUCAAUGAUGCAAUGUUCUGGGCUCCAUUUUUAUUGGUUGGUCAGGAUAUCUUCAUCAGUAUUCGACAAAUCAAACAUGCAAUGUUGGAUCAGCUUGUUGACAUUCUGGAGAAAGACACUUUAGAUGUAUCCCCUGUAGACCAUCUAAAUCUGACACAACAACCUGUGGACAUAUCAUCCAAGGAUGUGACAUUGCCAAAAUUACGACAACAUCUUUCUCAGUUAUUAAUUUACAAACAACCCCAGGUUAUGUCCGUUCUCUUACAACUGGUGUCUGAAAGCAUGGUGCUUCACACCAAUCCACAAAUGGACUUACUAACCAAAAAGUUGCCAGAAGUAGUCAUGAUGGCUCCAGGAUCUAUACCACUAUUAAAUCUACUUGGUUUUCAUUUCCAAGCCAAAGGUGCUAAUAACACUGAACCGUAUGUUGUAUACCCACACUGGGAUCAUGAUGGUUUGUUACAGCCUGCUCAUCAAGCUUUGAUGGCAGUGACUGAUGUACUUGACAACUCACAGUGCUGUCAUGCAUUGUCACAGCUAUUGCUACAAACAGAAGAUAUACUAUCAGGAUUACUAGAUAUUGUGAGUGUGACUAAACAUUCAUGUGCAAUACAGUUGAAGAUUUCCGAUAUUGGUGUACAGGCAUUGUGGGGAUAUCACAUGAGUAGAGACUUCUUACUGUCCAUUGGAUUUCAGCAAGUUGGUUUAUUAUUGUUGUUUCGUAAUACACUAGCCAACAGAAAAUUGUUGAAUGCUAGUCUUUUUCUUCUGGCUGCCGUAUUGGGUGAGAAAGGACAAGCAAUGCUGAACAAAAUUGAUGUAAAUUAUCUUGGUAUGACAAAGCAAAGACAAGAACGUGAUGUUACAACCACACAACUGAAACUACCAUCACUAAAUCCAGUGAUGGUUUCAAGGAAUAUGAUUCAUAUGUCAACUCCAUGGUUAACAGUUAGAAGUGACACAGAAGAGAACCAAAGGAAGAUGAAAAUGGCUAAAAAUUUGAGUGAUGUUCAUUCUGAGUAUCGCUACCAUAUGAUGAAGGCCCAUGACUGGCAUGACUACACACUGAAACCACAAGCAGGGGAAGCUAUUGACAUAAUUGGUAAAUCUAAGCACAAACCCAGCGUCAUUAAAGUCCACCCAAAUAAAGGCACUUCUUGUACUCGUGUACCAGUUUAUGAAGAUCCAACGUUAAAUAUAAAUGGUACUGAACAAAGAAGAGAUUAUUCACAUUUCCUUCUGCAUACCAGAUCAGACAGUGUACUACAGAGACAUAAAGAAGCGUGCAAAAAAAUAUUCCUGCCAUAUGUUAAGAAAUUAACACCAGCAGAUUAAACCUGCAUUGAUGUACUGUAAACAGUUUAGUUUUAUGUAGUUUACAGCAUUAUUAUACAUAUUCAGGCAAAGUGAACACAUUAGUUAAAGGCCAAAAAAAAGUUAUGUUUCUGGUCAGCGUGCACACCAUCAAAAAAGUGUGAUUAAAUGUUAUUUGCAAUGAAUAGGUGAUUUUCCGUACAAUUGCGAGAUCUCGCGAGAUGCAUGAAAGACGCGCGUCGAACGUCUGCUGUAAAAAUCGAACGAUUUGAUUUUCAACUUGAAUUUCUUUAUUUCGUAGCUCACAUUGACCGGCCGAUCUUCGACAGAGGAAUAUUGCUUCCGAAUACCCUCACUUAAUCGAAAUUGCCUAUCAUCAAAUGUUGACAGCACAUUAUUAA
Saccoglossus kowalevskii is the source of this 4973-nucleotide messenger RNA. RefSeq lists its product as uncharacterized. NCBI's taxonomy places the organism in Eukaryota, Metazoa, Hemichordata, Enteropneusta, Harrimaniidae. Gene Ontology annotation, molecular function: protein binding. The record is from RefSeq and is a predicted model, not a curated record.